UAAAAUGACGACAGUCCUCAAAUGACUUAUUUGAUCCCGUUUACUUUCACAGAGGAUCAACAUUCAACAAGCUGAAAUGACACAAGUUGGUUUUAUUGUAAUAAAUAAUGAAUUAACUGUUAAAAAUAGCUGGGAAAUUAUUUAAUAGUUGUUUAUUAAUCGAUCGAUUAAUAAACAACUUGUAAAUUGUGGUUCUACUGCUGUGAUAUGUGUGUCUGUCGUGUUUCCUGAAAAAAUAACACGUGUAUGAUAUGCGUGCAAUGUAAACGUUUGUGUUGCACUGUUGUUUAGUGUGCAACUCUACUGUGGUGACAUCAUUUGUUCAUGUGACCGGCCUUGUACGGUUAAUAAUGAGGACUUUGGAUGGAUGACUUUUUUUUUUUCUUCUUCGACAAGGUCACGUGUCACUGACUGUAGGUGUGGAUGUGCACACAAAGUGAGAUACAGUGGAAAUGGUGCGAUGUGAUGAGACCGAAUAUGAACUGUGUCAAUAACAGAGCCAACAGCUCACCCUCCCUCACCCCGCACCUCCCCCUCUCCCUCCUCCUUCCCUUUUGUCAGGGUUGUUGGGUUUGCAGCAGGGGGAGCCACUGUCUGACAAACACACAGCUCACACAGUGCACAGCAGAGCAGCAAAUGUAGUAACCUUGUAUAUACAGAAGUUUUUUUUUUUUUUUAAGGAGCCUGCCGUGUUCUUACUCUGUGUUUGUCAAAACAAAGCAUUAAGUGGUUUUACACACAGGGUUUAUUGUGAACGCACACAGUAUAUAUCGUGAGGUCUGGGCAUGCUAGAGACAGGCCAAUUUGCUUAUGUUGGGUUAACAAAAAAAAAAUAAAAACUGCUUCUCGGGGAGCUGGCACACUGACAGACCAGACCAGGGAGAGUGUCUCAGGAUUUUCCUCAAAGACUGUCAUUAUGCCUUUGCCGUGGACCCUAAUUUGGUCGUGUGGUAGUAGUAUAACCCUGUAUUACAACUCAAUGGUGACUUGGGGGUUAGUUGCAAAGGCAACUUGGAUUUCACCCGUAUUUUGAUAACUCGUUGACCUGCAAUGUGACUCAGGGUUGAGUGGAGUGCAUCCUUUAAAUUUGAGCAGUUUCCAAGGGCUCCUUGGCAUUCUGUGGUACUGUGGCAGAACUGAUUUAAUGAGUCAUGUCAAUGUAUUUAGAUUGUUAUUGUUCUUGUGCUAAGGUUUACAUUCUAUGUGCAGUCCACAUAUGAUAUAUGUACUUAGCACUGGUGUGUGCUGUGGUUUGUGGCAAAAUACCCUAUAUAUGUUGGUAGUUGUGGGAGAUGUAGUUAAGGAGCAAGACUCCUGUUCACAUAGCUGCUAAACACAGUUGAGAUUGUACCUCUCAAUUAGCCCAGUCCACUAAACCCUCUUUAACUGUGGCUCUGCUGAGUCUCCUGACCACAGCGAAUUGUGUGGUUUCAUCACUGAGAUGAACAGAGCCAUUUGUCAAAUAAGCACUGAGGGGGUUUUUUUCACAAAGGAAGGCAGACCAUUUGCCCAUUCUCUCUUUACCAACUUGUCCAUUGAGAUUUUAUUGAUCUGAGGGAGUGCUCAUUAUGAACCAGACAGGUUGCCUGCAAUGAUAAUGAAUGCCAUGCAGUAAUGAAUGUGUGUGAGAUCAUCUCAUCAGGUCUGAUGUAGACCUGUUCAAGGCUACCUUCAUUAGUGAAGGAAGUGUUGGUGAAAUCAGGUGAAUAAUAAUGACAAUCAAGCUAUAACUGUACUCUGAUUUGUAUUGUGUCACAAUGCUGGUGUGUUACUGAUGAGUCUGCUCUGACAAAUGUUUGUGUGCUACAGUAGGAGCAUCUGAAAAGUUUGUGUUGCGCUAAGUGUUACAGUAGAGGUCGUAAAUUAACCCCAUUAGCCUCACACCAAGAGACAAGGGAUAGGGUUAGAGGAAGCGUGCCACCAAAACAGCUCACACGCUUAGAAAAGCUUGACAAAUGCUAAUAGUGGAAAACACCUAGUUUGUAAUAACAAAAAAAAUGGUCAGGGAAGUGGGGGGUGGCCCCUUCUCAGAGGAUAAAUAGAGAUGCUCCAUUAACUGUUUUUCAGUGUUCUUCGGUGCUCUCUCUGCGUGUUUUAUUUGUGAAGACAACUUGAAGACAACGGUCUCAACUCUUUGUUGUUUUUCCAGAGUUCCUCAUCUCAUAGUGCCCUCGCAUGGACGAUGAGGAGGAUGAAGUCUUUGAGCCAGACCCCCACUGCUGGCGCACAACAUUCAGGGAGAUAAAGUGUGAAGACCGGGGCACACAAACACCUGGGCCUGCCCUGGCGCAGAACAACGGCAUGCUGCCCUGUGGAGUCGCAGAGGAGCCCAGACCACUCUUCUACGGCAACGCAGGCUUUCGAUUGCACUUCCCAGCACACUUUGAGCUUUUCGGGGAUCAGGAAGCGAGGAGGCGACAAGAACGCGAAGAAGAGCGAAACGGGAUGGAGCAGCUUCCCCGGCAGCGGCCUGUGGUGCACAGUGUGGAGGCCGUCAUUGGCCAGAAACUCCAGCUGAUAGGAGACCAGUUUCACCGGGAACACCUGCAACUGUAUCAUCGAAACCAAAGGAACCGGGGGCCGCUGUGGUGGCGCCUGGCAGCGGCUCUGCUCAGCCUUGUGUUUGACAGGGGGCUCAUUGCUGGAGGAGGAGGAGGAGGUGGAGGAGGAGUAAGACGGAGGUGAGGAGGUUUUCCUCUCACGUCCCUUUUCCUUCAUCUCUGAGACGAACUGGACUCCUAAUGGCACUGUCAAAUCUAACACGGGUCUGUUUUUUUGGGGGGGGGGAUAGAAAGGAGACAAAAAGGUCACCGCGGGACGGAGACGACCAACUUUUAUAAAAAGUCGCAGGUUUUUUUUCUUUCCAAGAAGAUGCCAUGAUGCUCUGAGAUUCCUUCUACAGGACAAUGUUCAUAUUUUCAUACACGUGCGGUGUCGUCGUUUUGUACAGUACAUUGUUCCAGUUCCAUUUUUUUGCACUUCGACAUGUAUCCACCUUACAUGACCUCCACAGACCCUGGGAAUGAUGCCUUAUUCAAAUGUGUCCUCUCCCUAGUAUUGAGCAACGUUUGACAUGCAAGACGAGAUUGUUAGGAAGUGUUUUUAUUUCUUUAUUGAAGAUUCCCAGGUGAUCCGUCAAGUUGGUUUACUUCCUUUUCCAAAGAGGCAACUUCUCAGAACAAAGCAUUUUGCACCCCCACCUCAACACAACUUAUCUUUUGUGUUUGUUUUCUUUCUUUUUCUUUCAUUUACUCCGGUAUUGCAUUACGUUUAAAUACGGUCCCUCACUGAGGGAAAAUGGGAAGUGUUUGCGCGUGAAGACGUCUGCACAUCGGCAACUUUAAUCUAAAAACAUUCUAAUUUGCUAAAAUAGUUUUGAGGCAGGAGUUUCUCUGUCAUGUGCUUAAACCAUAACAUCUUUUUUCUUUUUUUUUAAUGGCGUGGAAAGUUUCUAGGCGGAGUGUAAUUAACAUCCCUCACUCGUCAAACAAGCCCGGUGACUGCCGCCGCCGACACAACAACACGUCAAUCAGGCGUAAAGCAGGCACUGAUGCUGUCAUGACUGUUAAGAAAAGGACGUUUUUCAGUGGUGGGAGGUAAUUAAGUACACCGUCUCAGGCACUCUACCCAGUUUUGAGGUAUUUAAUGCUGUUUAAUUACAGAACUCCAAGGAUUUGUGUUCAUUUGACAGCUUUAUUCAUACUUGUUAGAGGUACCGGGUGUGAAAUUUGGCAACAUUUAGCCUUCAAUGGUCCCAAAUUAUAUAAAAGGUUCAUUCUGAGGUAACAAAAAAACAACAAUUCAUACAAGGCAAUCAUUGUAUACUUAUAAUACAUUAGCUAUAAUUAUUUUAUGUUUAAUUCUACGACUACUUGGAUUUUCCUGCAGAAUUAUUGAGGAUUCAGAUUUAAAAAAGCGCCAUAAAACACGUUAGAAGCACAUGACACAGAAAGCUGUAAUUGCCAUGUUACGGUCAUUUUGUAUUUAGAUUAAAGUCGUGGUGUGCCGUGUUUAUCGUGCGCACAGGAAAUGUUUGAAGGUCUAGCACUGUGCACUAAAUUAGAACAGUAGAGUGAAGACUUAUUUCUUAUUCUAGUAAAGCGAUGUGCUCUCCCUCCAGAAAUAACAACAACAACAACAACAACAACAAAGCUAUUACAGCCAAGUCUUAUUCAAUAUUCAUUUCUCCAGUCACUCAUUUUUCACUCUGGCCUUAAUUAGCCCGUAGUUUUAGAUGUGUUCUUUAUUUUUUUUUCUUCCAUGUGAUUGUUUUCAGACCUCCAUGCCCUUGAAGUGGAGCUGUGGAUCCACUGAUUUUGCACUAGACUUAACACCCUUAACACAAGAGUUCAGAUUGUCACUGGGCGAGAACCUCUCGUUUUCCACUUUCCACCAACAUUUCACACUCGCAUGUGUUUCAGGCUCCAGUGCCAGCACCACGUGCCUCGAUUGAAAGGUUCCCCCUAAAACCGGGGUCGCUUUCCACCAACACAACUAUAACAAUAACAAUAAUAAUAAUUAUAAUAAUAAUCGAUCUGUGAAACAGAAACGACUCCUCUCAGGCUAUACCUUCAUGGGGUUUUACAUCAUGUGAUGUUCUGUCGGGUUAUCUUGUAUUUUUUUUUAAAUUCCGUGUAACCACCACUGUCUCAUCAGACAGACAGACAGACAGACAGACAGUCUCUGAAAUUAAUCAAAAGUGAAAAAAAGGCUGUAAUUAUUGUUGAAAUAUGAAUAUGUUUUAAGACACUGUUGAAGAUGC
Molecule: messenger RNA, 4762 nt
Organism: Solea senegalensis (Senegalese sole)
Lineage: Eukaryota; Metazoa; Chordata; Actinopteri; Pleuronectiformes; Soleidae
Product: bcl-2-modifying factor-like
Exons: 4
Coding region: 2176-2685 (169 amino acids)
Biological process (GO): apoptotic process; negative regulation of autophagy; positive regulation of apoptotic process
Cellular component (GO): myosin complex
Source: RefSeq, a predicted model, not a curated record